GCUACGCUAGUGCAACAGCUGGCAGCGGUGGCAAUGUGACCAGCAAGUCCAUCCUAGACUGCAGCUGGCUUCCCUAUAACGGACCGCGCAAGCUGUAUUUGGACAACCUGAUGAAAGAGGCCGGGCUGGCCAGCGACGAUGAUGUCACGCUGAAUGUUACAAUCCUGACCACCGUGAGGCGCGCGGGAUACCUCUGGUCUUUCCCGACUGCCAGCGCCUUCUUCUGGCUACGCGAACGAACUCCAGCACCCCAG
This is a messenger RNA of Symbiodinium pilosum, 254 nucleotides long. The record is from the annotation of a GenBank genome assembly. Lineage: Eukaryota; Dinophyceae; Suessiales; Symbiodiniaceae.